AUGGAACAUUUAGAGGAACCUACCAGAUUACUUCUGCAAGAUAGUCUAUUGCAGUCUGAAGACAGUAUUCACACAAGAGAUGGGUCAGUAAACAUAAAGGGAGAGCUUACUAUCAAGAGGGAAACUGGGACAUGGAAAUCAUGCCCCUUUGUUCUUGGUACUUUCUUUUGUGAACGUUUGGCGUAUUAUGGGAUUGCUACAAAUCUUAUCACUUAUCUCACCACGGAACUACAUCAAGGACUUGUUUCUGCAGCAAAAAAUGUUACCACUUUUCAGGGAACUUGCUAUCUUACACCUCUCGUUGGAUCCUUCUUCGCCGAUGCCUACUUGGGAAGAUACUGGACAAUUGCAGUGUUCUACGGAAUCUAUCUCAUUGGAACCUGCAUAUUGAUCAUUUCAGCAACCAUUCCUGCAUUGAAGCCAAUGGAAUGUGUGAGUUCUGUCUGUCCAUCAGCAACUCUAGCUCAAAGUGCUGUAUUCUUCUUUGGACUCUUUUUAAUUGCAUUGGGAACUGGUGGAAUAAAGCCAUUAACGUUGGUGCAAUUUUAUCAGUCACUGUAUUGGUAUGGACCGAAGAAAAUGUUGGGUGGGGACUUGGAUAUGGAAUUUCUGCACUGUUUAUUGGUGAUUUCUUCUGCUUUGUUCAAGUGGAAAUUGGAGGUUCCCCAAGACAGUUGUCUCCUCUUUGAAUUAGCAGUGAAGAAUUCCUCCAUUGAAGGAAGUUCUAGACUAGAGCAUAGUGAUGGAUUGAGGUUCCUGGAUAAAGCAGCAGUGAUAUCAGAUGCAGAAAAAGAGAGAGCUGAAGUGACUAGUCCAUGGAGGCUUUGUACAGUUACACAAGUGGAAGAGUUAAAGAUAUUGAUCCGCAUGUUUCCAAUAUGGGCAUCAGGAAUAAUCUUUUGUGCUGUUUAUGCACAAAUGUCAACGCUGUUUGUUGAACAAGGGAAAGUGAUGGACACAAGUAUUGCUUCUUUGAAAAUUCCUGCAGCCUCUCUUUCAACUUUUGACAUCAUUGCUGUCAUUAUUUGGGUUCCAAUUUAUGAUAGAGGCAUUGUUCCAAUAGCAAGGAAUUUCACCAACAAGGUAAGAGGCUUCUCAGAAUUGCAAAGGAUGGGAAUUGGUCUUUUUCUCUCCGUUAUUUGCAUGUCAUCUGCUGCAUUAGUAGAGAGCAAGAGGUUGCAAAUGGCAAAAGAAAUUGGAUUGGUUGACGAAAAUGUCCCUGUACCAAUUAGUAUCUUAUGGCAGAUACCUCAAUAUUUCUUGCUUGGUGCUGCUGAGGUAUUCACGUUUAUUGGACAGCAUGAGUUUUUUUAUGAGCAAGCGCCGGAUACAAUGCGCAGUUUUUGCAGCGCAUUGGCACUUUUAACGAAUUCAUUAGGGAAUUAUCUGAGCUCUUUGAUUGUCACUAUUGUUGAUUACAUCACAACAGAAGAUGGAAGUUGUGGAUGGAUCACAGAUAAUUUGAAUGAGAGUCAUCUUGAUUACUUUUUCUGGCUUCUAGCUGGACUUAGUUUCUUGAAUAUGUUGGUAUACAUUGUUUAUGCUAGACAGUACAAACAAAAGAAAGCUUGUCACGUGAGUCUUCCUUAA
Messenger RNA from Vicia faba (fava bean), 1590 nucleotides. The record is from the annotation of a GenBank genome assembly. NCBI's taxonomy places the organism in Eukaryota, Viridiplantae, Streptophyta, Magnoliopsida, Fabales, Fabaceae.